AACGCGUUUAUUUUGACAAGAUUACUUCAAGAAUAUCUAAGUUAUGUUACGGUUUAAAUAUGGAGUUCAUUGAUCCUCCAAAAAUAUCACAAAAGGUUAUCAGUGGUAUGUAUCAAGGUGUUACAACUGUCGAACUAGACAACCUGGCAGCUGAGACAGCAGCUUAUUUGACGUGUAAUCAUCCGGACUAUGCUAUUUUGGCGGCUCGAAUUGCUAUAUCAAAUUUACACAAGGAAACGACGAAACAAUUCAGUGUUGUUAUCCAAGAACUUUAUGAUCACGUCAAUCCUACACGAAAAAUUCAUGUACCUUUAGUUUCAAAAGAAGUAUAUGAUAUUGUUAUGGAGAAUGCAGACAGGUUAAAUUCGGCGAUUAUUUACGAUAGAGAUUAUGCUUAUAACUAUUUUGGGUUCAAGACUUUGGAAAAGAGUUAUUUGAUGAAAAUCGAAGUUGUAGAAAGACCGCAGCAUAUGUUAAUGCGUGUGUCGAUUGGUAUUCAUGGAAAUGAUAUCGAUGCAGCUAUAGAGACUUAUAAUCUAAUGUCUGAAAAAUAUUUCACUCACGCGAGUCCUACUUUAUUUAAUGCUGAAAUUAGGGCACGCGACUUAUUUCUAGGACUUUGGAUUCCAGAUCUUUUUAUGAAAAUGGAGAAAAACGAGGAUUGGUCACUAUUUUGCCCACAUGAAUGCCCUGGUCUUGAUAGUGUUUAUGGUCAAGCAUUCGAUGAUUUAUAUACUAAAUAUGAAAAAGAAGGAAAGGCACGUAAAACAAUCAAGGCACAAAAGUUAUGGCUUGCUAUUGUUGAUUCCCAAAUAGAGACUGGGAUGCCUUAUAUGGUCUAUAAAGGUAAGAAAAAUCUUGAUCAAGUAUUGCCUUUAUUGAAGUAUACUGCCCCAGACGAAGUAGCAGUGUGCAAUCUAGCAUCAAUCUCACUUCCUAAAUUUGUUAAUGGCAAAACGAAGACUUUUGAUUUCGAUAAACUUCAUGAAAUAGCCAAAGUUGUCAUCAGAAACUUGAAUAAGGUCAUUGAUAAGAACUAUUAUCCUGUUCCUGAAGCUGAGAAAACUUUAAAUUUUAUAUCACGUUCAGGUCUCGCUGAUGCUUUAAUUAUGCUGCGUUAUCCAUGGGAAUCUGAAAAUGCACGUAAAUUAAAUCGUGAUAUAUUUGAAACAUUGUAUCAUGCCGCACUUGAAUCAUCAUGUGAAAUUGCUGCAAAGGAGGGUCCAUAUGCAACUUAUGAGGGAUCGCCAAUAAGUCAGGGAAUUCUUCAAUAUGAAAUGUGGAAUGUCGAACCGUCUAAUCGGUGGGAUUGGAUAAAAUUAAAAGCGGAUAUACGCAAGCAUGGAAUAAGAAAUUCAUUAUUAAUAGCACCAAUGCCAACUGCUUCCACUAGCCAAAUCCUUGGUAAUAAUGAAUGUUUUGAACCAUACACGAGUAAUAUUUACACGCGUCGUGUCUUAAGCGGAGAAUUCCAAAAUGAAAUAAUCGCUGCUAAUGGCUCUGUUCAAAGUUUUGAAGAGUUGGAUGAUGAUUUAAAGAAACUUUAUAAAACAAUUUGGGAAAUACCACAAAGGGUUCUUAUAGAUUUUGCAGCAGACCGAGCACCAUUCAUUGACCAAUCGCAGUCAUUGAACGUAUUUCUUUCUGAACCGA
Messenger RNA from Racocetra fulgida, 1653 nucleotides. NCBI's taxonomy places the organism in Eukaryota, Fungi, Glomeromycota, Glomeromycetes, Diversisporales, Gigasporaceae. The record is from the annotation of a GenBank genome assembly.